This is a messenger RNA of Mycena citricolor, 1084 nucleotides long. The record is from the annotation of a GenBank genome assembly. Lineage: Eukaryota; Fungi; Basidiomycota; Agaricomycetes; Agaricales; Mycenaceae.
CUUAAACGUCAUCGACAGCUACUAGGAUGAUCUAUUUUGGCCCGUACCAGCUACCGUCGAUGAUCGGGGCUUAUCUAGCCAACGCCUGGAGCUACUGCCGUGUGAGCGCAAUCAUGUAUGCAUCCAGGUUCUCCCACGCGUAACCCAGCUUGACUUCUUGCGCGGUUUCCGCCGCCCCUAGCGUCGAGUCCGGAUACAAUCCCGAGGCCAGAUGCCCAUCGACCCGAAGAGGAUCCACUAUCGUUCCCGAAAGAGCCUGCUCCCAUUCCCAGUCCCACAGCCGCUGCUGUGUCACUGGGGAUAUCGGCGGUUCCCAUAUCAUCUGCGCCUCAGUCGGGCUGGAAGCACGCGACAAGUCCGCGGUAGAUUGAAUUUGGCGUUUCGGGAGAGUCGCGCUAUCGACCAUGGUCCGAGAACCCCCGAUCAGCUCAAAGUCAGUGUCGUCCGCGAGAUCAUUCAGGUCGACGUCAGCCAGAACAGGCACCGGGAUAUCAUUAGCGGCGGCAAAUGCAACCGCUGCUUUAUUUCGGAGACGAUGAAGGACGGUCUAUCGUCAAUUAGACGGUGCCCAGAUGCGGACGAAGAAAAAGAACGUACUAAAGCUCCAGUAACUACGACACAGUGCUUUGAGGCCCGUUCUAUCAACUCGACGGUGGUCAGGAGAUCUGCGAGUGCUACGGGAGCCAACAGGUGCUUCGGACACUUGGCAGCGACGGAAGCGAGGAUAAACUAGGCCGGAAAAACGGAAGCGAACAAUCAGGAGCCCAGCGAAAGCGAAGUGGCUAGGAACUCACAGCCGAGUUUGUCACUGAUAAUAAGGGCCACCACCGGUGGAUGUAUUCUGGAUAUGCCUCCAAGAACCGCAUAUCCGCCUUAAUCAUCGAAUUUGCGCCACGAUAGGCUGCUAAAAAGGACGCUGCAUACGGAGAAUCGAGGGGAUUAGUAGGGUUGUGCUUGAUUGCCUUGACGAAUGACGACCGAUGUAUGUAAAUGAUUACUGCUCGUUUGUCAGCUUUGUUUCCGGAAGAAUGAAUCCAAUCUGACAGUUAUGGGACAAUCGAGGGAUCAUAUGCGCCCGAAUGUA